UCAGGUGUGCAGGUGUCCACUGGGAGACUGUAGUGAUGAUUAUCCUUCAAUCACAGCAGAGCCAGCCCUCGUCAGCAGUUUGCGACCAAUCAAAAGUAGGCAAGAGGGGGGAGCCAGUCUGAUGACUGACAGACGAGACAUCCAGUCACAUUCAGAACUCCGCCUCCUCUCUUCAGUUCAGCGAUGGUCACAUAAAAGCGCAGAGACAUUUCUGUUGCACUCGUUUUACGUCCCAAACAUGUAGACUGAACUUUAUCCAUCGGUUUUCCUUCCUUCAGCUUUUUUUUAAAAAUUUGUUUGUGUGAUGCUCAGUGUGCUCCGCCUGCGCCGUCUCGUUCGCCAGGUGCCGCUACAGACCAGCUUCAUCUUCCUCUUCCUCCUGUGCAUCCUCAGUGUCUUCCUCUCUUCCUACUUCCUGUUUGCCAUCAAACGAAAGCUGGAACCGUCGCUUGCAGCAGGACGCUCGGCCGAUGACCUCUACGUGACCCCGUCUCGGCCCCUCCCCUUCCUGUCUGGAGUGGGCGGGACACUGUCGUCCGAUGGCUCUCGGACUGAUCCGGUCGUGCUGGUGUUUGUGGAGAGUCCGUAUUCGCAGCUCGGACAGGAGAUCGUGGCCAUCCUGGAGUCGGCGAGGUUCCGCUACCGGACGGAAAUCUCUCCCGGAAAAGGAGACAUGCCCACGUUAACAGACGGACAGCGGGGCCGCUUUGUGCUCAUCAUUUACGAAAACAUCCUGAAGUAUGUGAACAUGGACGCCUGGAACAGAGAGUUACUGGACAGAUACUGUAUCGAGUUUGGAGUGGGAAUGAUCGGCUUCUUUAAGGCCAAUGAGAAGAGUCUGUUGAGUGCGCAGCUGAAAGGAUUCCCUCUGUUUCUGCACUCCAACCUGGGCCUGAAGGACUGUACCGUCAACCCCAAAUCCCCUCUGCUGCACGUCACACGAGCGCAACAGGUGUUUAGCGGUCCUCUCCCUGGGGACAACUGGACCGUCUUCCAGUCCAAUCACUCCACCUACGAGCCGGUUCUGCUGGCUAAAACCCGUUCGGCCGAGAGCACUGGACUCAUGCACACAUCCGUGGUUCAGGAUCUCGGGCUUCAUGACGGGAUUCAGAGGGUUUUGUUUGGACACAACCUCUCCUUCUGGCUACACAAGCUGGUGUUUGUGGACGCGCUGUCCUUCCUCACUGCUAAGAGACUGUCUCUGUCCCUCGAGCGCUUCAUACUGGUGGACAUCGAUGAUAUAUUUGUGGGAAAGGAAGGAACCAGGAUGAAGGUGGCAGAUGUGAAGGCGUUGGUUGAAACUCAGAAUGAGCUGCGCAGAUCGAUUCCAGAUUUCACCUUUAACCUGGGCUUCUCGGGGAAGUUCUUCCACGCAGGUACUGAUGAGGAGGAUCGGGGUGAUGAUCUGCUGCUAUCAUAUGUUGAGGAGUUCUGGUGGUUUCCUCACAUGUGGAGUCACAUGCAGCCGCACCGCUUCCAUAACCAGAGUGUGUUAGCAGAGCAGAUGAUGUUGAACCGACGCUUCGCUGAGGAUCAGUCCAUCCCGACUCAUCAGGGUUAUGCGGUGGCUCCUCAUCACUCUGGCGUGUAUCCCGUCCACAUCCAGCUGUACGAGGCCUGGAAGCGCGUGUGGGACAUCAGAGUGACCAGCACUGAGGAGUAUCCACACCUCAAACCCGCUCGAUUCAGACGCGGAUUCAUUCACCGUGGCAUCAGAGUUUUGCCGAGGCAGACGUGUGGUCUGUUCACUCACACCAUCUUUCAUAAGGACUAUCCCGGCGGGCCGCAGGAGCUGGAGCGGAUCAUUGACGGAGGGGAGCUGUUCCUCACCGUCCUGCUCAACCCCAUUAGCAUCUUCAUGACACACCUGUCCAACUACGGGAACGACCGUCUGGGUUUGUUCACCUUCAAACGGCUGCUCAACUUCCUGCUCACCUGGACUCACCUGAAACUACAGACGCUUCCUCCGCUGCAGCUCGCCGACAAAUACUUCCAGCGGUUUCCAUCGGACACCGAGCCACUCUGGCAGGACCCCUGUGAGGAUAAAAGACACAAGGACAUUUGGUCGAAAGAGAAAACCUGCGACCGUUUCCCAAAACUGCUGCUCAUUGGGCCUCAGAAGACGGGAGCGACAGCGCUCUAUCUGUUUCUGGGGAUGCAUCCUGAUCUGAGCAGUAAUUACCCCAGUAAAGAGACGUUUGAGGAGAUUCAGUUCUUCAGCGGUCACAGUUAUCACCGGGGCAUCGACUGGUAUAUGGAGUAUUUCCCCCUCCCAUCCAACAGCAGCUCUGAUUAUUAUUUUGAGAAAAGUGCCAGCUAUUUUGAUUCGGAUGUAGCUGCAGUCAGAGCUGCAGCGCUGCUACCCAGAGCGAGAAUCAUCACGGUCCUGAGCGACCCCGUGGAGCGAGCCUUUGCCUGGUACCAGCAUCAGAGAGCACAUGCUGAUCCCGCGGCUCUGAAAUACUCUUUCCAUGAUGUCAUUACGGCAUCCCACAAUGCACCUGUGAAGCUGCAGGUUCUGCAGAAGCGUUGUCUGGCUCCAGGAUGGUACGCCACACACCUCUCGCGCUGGCUCGAACACUACCACCACGACCAGAUUCUGGUUGUGGACGGCCAGACAUUGAAAACAGAUCCAGCAUCAGUCAUGGAGAAGAUCCAGACGUUUCUGGGUUUGGAGAAUCAAGUUGAUUACCACAAGACACUAGCGUUUGACCCAAAGAAAGGCUUCUGGUGUCAACUGCUGGACGGAGGAAAGACCAAGUGUUUAGGGAAGAGUAAAGGACCGAGAUACCCGGACAAACAAUCUCAGGUGUUUUUGAGGAAAUACUACAGAGAUGGUAACAUCCAGCUCUCUAAACUGCUGUAUAAAAUGGGUCAGGUUCUGCCCGGCUGGCUCAGAGAGGAUCUGCUCAACAUCCGGUAACAGAGGCUCUCGUUUGGUCAACAGCACAAACGUCUGGAGUGCCAUAAGACUCUCAGAGUCCACCGAUGGACGUACAGGAGGAACAAACCACCUCUGACUGGAGCUUGUUUUUACCUAGAUGAGUUUGAACUAAAAACAAAUGUAAAGAACUGACUUAGUACUUUUAAAACGUGCUGAUAGUAAUUUUGUAAUUAUUUAAAGUCCAGUAUUUAUGAACUGACUUUUAUCUGUCCUGUUAUUGACACUGGAUCAGACUGUGCUGAACUAAUAUGAAGAUCCUCAAACAUAUUGCUGCAGAAACAAAGACGCUGAAACUUAUAUAGUUUUUUUUUUAACUCCACAAAUUUGAUGCAGAUUUGAUUUUAUGAAGUCAAAAAUUAUGCCAACGACCUGUGACGUCUAAUAUGGACAUUUUUGUUUUACUUUUUUUUACAUUUUUCUCUAGUUCUCUGU
Messenger RNA from Sinocyclocheilus grahami, 3376 nucleotides. Its product is annotated as bifunctional heparan sulfate N-deacetylase/N-sulfotransferase 1-like. NCBI's taxonomy places the organism in Eukaryota, Metazoa, Chordata, Actinopteri, Cypriniformes, Cyprinidae. The transcript has 15 exons. Gene Ontology annotation, cellular component: Golgi apparatus. The record is from RefSeq and is a predicted model, not a curated record. Gene Ontology annotation, molecular function: deacetylase activity; heparan sulfate N-sulfotransferase activity; hydrolase activity. Bases 305 to 2923 code for a protein of 872 amino acids.